AUGGCCACUUCAGAUGUGAAAGGACUAGGCUACUACAUGUUCGAGAAGUCGCUCAUUCAGGCCAUCACCAACCUCAAUCAAAUCUCCUCUCUUAUGAGAACCACGGAGGACCCUGCCGCCAAAAGAUGCCUCUCCGCUUGUGAUGUGGAGUACACGGAUAUAAUAGAUAAUCUUCAUCUAGCCGUGGUACAGUUGAACUCCAAUGCUUUCACAAAGUCAGUGUCGACUGGAAAUGCAGCCAUCCUUACAUAUUGGAAUUGUGAACGCUCUUUCGGCAAUGAAUUGACCAAGCCACGAUCUCCCAUAACCAAAAUUAAUCAUGAUUUCUUUCAGCUUGUCACAAUAGCCAUUAACAUUGUGCAAACCCUAGAAUAA
Molecule: messenger RNA, 375 nt
Organism: Impatiens glandulifera
Lineage: Eukaryota; Viridiplantae; Streptophyta; Magnoliopsida; Ericales; Balsaminaceae
Product: putative invertase inhibitor
Exons: 1
Coding region: 1-375 (124 amino acids)
Molecular function (GO): enzyme inhibitor activity
Source: RefSeq, a predicted model, not a curated record